Messenger RNA from Pseudopipra pipra, 3641 nucleotides. Its product is annotated as S-antigen protein-like. The record is from RefSeq and is a predicted model, not a curated record. The coding region runs from base 50 to 2689 and encodes 879 amino acids. The transcript is spliced from 4 exons. NCBI's taxonomy places the organism in Eukaryota, Metazoa, Chordata, Aves, Passeriformes, Pipridae. Gene Ontology annotation, biological process: regulation of DNA-templated transcription.
GCCCCCCAGCCCGGCCCCUUCCGCCGCCGCCAUCGGGCCCCGCCCGGAGAUGCAGAGGGGGGUGCCCCCCGACGUGUCGUUCGAAGAGGUGGCCAUUUACUUCUCCCCCGAGGAGUGGGCAGAGCUCCUGCCCUGGCAGCGGGCGCUGUACCGAGAGGUCAUGGCUGACAACUACGACCUGGUGGCCAGUCUGGGCUCCGUGUCCAAGUUCACUGACAUGAAGGAGGAGUGGCCCGGGGAGGUCCCCUGUGCUGGGGGGGACAGCAGAACUUCUGACGCCUCCAGCACCGUUGCCCAGGACGGUUCUGCCAGUGAGGAUGAUGACGGGGGACACUGGGAAUUGGGGUUCGGUGCCCCCCGCUCCGGCUGGAGCGACACCGCCCCGGGGGGCUGUGCCGGGGACCCCCCUCGGGAGGAGCCGUGUGACGGGCUGGGGCCGAGCUGCGGGGCCGAGCUGGGGGAUGCCCGGGCCGAGCCCCCCGCCCCGGGCCCGCCGUUCGUGUGCGGGACCUGCGGCAAAGCCUUCCGGCACCGCCGCAACCUGCUCACGCACAAGCGGCUGCGCGGGGGGAACCGCGCCCGGCACGGCUGCCCCGAGUGCGGCCGCGCCUUCUGCCUGCGCGGGGACCUGCUGCGGCACCGCGGAUCGCGGGGGCGGCCCGGCUGCCCCCAGUGCCCCCAGUGCCCCCAGUGCCCCCAGUGCCCCCAGUGCCCCCAGUGCCCCCAGCGCCCCGCGGGCGCGGCGGGGCCGUGCGAGGAGCGUCCCUUCGUGUGCGGGCGCUGCGGGCGCGGCUUCGCCUGGCGGGAGAGCCUGGAGCUGCACGUGCGGUCCCACCCGCCCCCCGAGCGCGCCCACCCCUGCCCCGAGUGCGGCCGCGCCUUCCGCAGCCGCGGGCACCUCCGGCUGCACCGCCGGGCACACGCCGGGCACCGGCCCUUCCCCUGCGCCCGCUGCGGCCGCGCCUUCGCCUCGCAGGCCAACCUGAGCACACACCGCCGGCUGCGCCGCCGCUGCCGCGACCCCCGGGCACAGGGCAGCAGGGACCCCCGGGGCAGCAGGGACCCCCAGGGGAACAGGGACCCCCAGGGGAACAGGGACCCCCAGGGGGAUGGGAACAGGGACCCCCGGGCACAGGGCAGCAGGGACCCCCAGGGGAACAGGGACCCCCAGGGGGAGAGGGACCCCCAGGGCAACAGGGACCCCCAGGGGAACAGGGACCCCCAGGGGGAGAGGGACCCCCACAAGGAUGGGAACAGGGACCCCCAGGGGGAGAGGGACCCCUGCAGGGAUGGGAACAGGGACCACCCCGGGGAUGGGAAUAGGGACCCCCAAGGGGAGAGAGACUCUCUCAGGGAUAGGAACAGGGACCCCUCUGGGGAGAGGGACCCCCAUGGGGAUGGGAACAUGGAUCCCCAGAGGGAGAGGGACCCCCGCAGGGAUGGGAACAGGGACCACCCCAGGGAUGGGAAUAGGGACCCCCAAGGGGAGAGGGACCCCCACGCCCAGGGGAACAGGGACCCCCAAGGGGAGAGAGACCCCUACAGGUAUAGGAACAGGGACCCUCAGGGGGAGAGGGACUCUCUUGGGGAUGGGAACAGGGACCCCCACGGAGAUUGGAACAGGGACCACCCCGGGGAUGGGAAUAGGGACCCCCAAGGGGAGAGGGACUCUCUCAGGGAUGGGAACAGGGACCCCUCUGGGGAGAGGGACCCCCACAGGGAUGGGAACAGGGACCCCCAGGGGGAGAGGGACCCCCACAGGGAUGGGAACAGGGACCCCCAGGGGGAGAGGGACCCCCACAGGGAUGGGAACAGAGACCCCCAGGGGGAGAAGGACCCCCACAGGGAUGGGAACAGGGACCCCCAGGGGGAGAGGGACCCCCACAGGGAUGGGAACAGGGACCCCCAUGGGGAUGGGAAUAGGGACCACCUCGAGGAUGGGAAUAGGGACCCCCAGGGGGAGAGGGACCCCCAUGGGGAUGGGAAUGGAGACCCUUGUGGGGAUGGGAACAGGGACCCCUCCAGGAAUGGGAACAUGGACCCCCAGGGGGAGAGGGACUCCCCUAGGGAGGAGAACAGGGACCCCUGCGAGGAGAGGGAGCCCCACAGGGAUGGGAACAAGGACCCCUCUGGGGAGAGGGAGCUCCAUGGGGAUGGGAACAGGGACCCCCAGGGGGAUGGGAACAGGGACCCCUCUGGGGAUGGGAACAGGGACCCCUCUGGGGAGAGGGACCCUCCCAGGGAGGAGAACAGGGACCCCCAGGGGGAUGGGAACAGGGACCCCUCUGGGGAGAGGGAGCCCCAUGGGGAUGGGAACAGGGACCCCCAGGGGGAGAAGGACCCCCACAGGGAUGGGAACAGGGACCCCUUUGGGGAGAGGGAGCCCCAUGGGGAUGGGAACAGGGACCCCGAGGGGGAGAAGGACACCCCCAGGGAUGGGAACAAGGACCCCCAGGGGGAGAGGGACACCCACAGGGACAGGGACUCCCUUGGGGACCAGGUCACCCCUGGGGACAGGGGUCGCCAGGGGGACAAGGACCCCCUUGGGGAUGGUGAUGCCUGUGGGGUCAGGGACCCCCUGGGGAACGGGGACCUCCUCAGAGACAGGGAUACCCUCAGGGAUGGGAACCCCCUCGGGGAUGGGAACCCCCUCGGGGAUGGGGCUGACCCGGGGGGUGACCAGCAGUAGCCACAGGAUGGGAUUGUCCCAGUGCUCCCGUGAACGUGAUGCCAGUGCCACGGCCCAUCCCGGACACCCCGGAACUGAGCACCUGGGCACCCCUGAAACCACCUGAGGGGCUUCUCCCUGUCCCUUGGGACCUCAGGGAUCCCCCUGGGAUGUGUCUCUGCGUCUCUUGGGACCUCAGGGAUCCCCCUGGGAUGUGUCUCCGUGUCCCUUUGGACCUCAGGGAUCCCUCUGGGAUGUGUCUCUGUGUCCCUUUGGACCUCAGGGAUCCCCCUGGGAUGUGUCUCCCUGUCCCUUUGGACCUCAGGGAUCCCUCUGGGAUGUGUCUCUGUGUCCCUUUGGACCUCAGGGAUCCCCCUGGGAUGUGUCUCUGCGUCCCUUUGGACCUCAGGAAUCCCUCUGGGAUGUGUCUCUGCGUCCCUUUGGACCUCAGGGAUCCCUCUGGGAUGUGUCUCUGCGUCCCUUUGGACCUCAGGGAUCCCUCUGGGAUGUGUCUCUGUGUCCCUUUGGACCUCAGGGAUCCCCCUGGGAUGUGUCUCUGUGUCCCUUUGGACCUCAGGGAUCCCCCUGGGAUGUGUCUCUGCGUCCCUUUGGACACGGAGACACACCCCAGAGGGAUGGAUCAAGAUAUAUCAGGAUGUAUCUGGCCCUUGAUAUAUCUUCAGACUUCGGAAAUCCCUCUGGGAUGUGUCUCCAUGUUCCCUUUGGAUUCUGAAGUAUCUUCAGGCCUUGGAAAAUCCCCCUGGGAUGUGUCUCCAUGUUCCCUUUGGGCACUGAAGUGCCUCCAGACCUCAGAAUGUCCCUCCAGGGCACUUCCCAGUCCUCCCAGUCCCACCAGUGCCCUGCCCCAGGUCUGUGUUUAAAGCCAGGAGUCUCUUUAUGUCUGUUUAUUCUGGUUAUUGUCGUUUAUUUAUUCUUUUCUAUUUUUCUAUUUUAUUAAAUUCUAUUUAGGUUA